AUGGCGAGCAAUACAGAAUCUAGCAGCGAUGAUGAUAACAGAGAACAAGACCUAGAAAUUUGGAGAAAUGACAUAAGGAAACUUGAUCCAGAUGAAAUGUUGCAGUUUUCUCCAGAUUGCUACGACAUGUACCACUCCAUACAAUUAGAUUGGCCCUGUUUGUCAUUUGACAUACUAUUAGAUGAUCUAGGUGCUUGUAGAAGCGAAUACCCUCAUCAGUGCCAUCUAGUCUGCGGAACACAAGCGCAAGAUGUAGAUAAUUGUUCUUUGUAUGUAUUAAAGUGCGUAGGAUUGCACAGAAUGGAGAAAGAUGAGUCAGACCUGUUGGCUGGGCCAAAAAUGCAGUACAGAGUUAGCAAACAUCCGGGCAUUGUGAACCGCGUUAGGGCCUGCCCCCAGGCGCGUCAGCUUGUUUGUACAAUGUCUGACGACGGCCACUCCUAUAUUUGGGACAUCAGCAAGCAGCUUCUCGCCUUAGAAAAUCAAGACGCCAGUGGCUCGGAAAAGGCCAAUCCGUUGUUUACAAACAAGCUUCAUGGUAACGAGGGAUAUGCCGUGGGCUGGAAUCGCAGGUCAAUUGGCAUGCUGGCUACCGGGGAUACAUGUGGUUCCCUAGUACUAUGGAAGCCUAUCCAAGGUGGAUGGGACCUAUCGGAUAUAUACGGCAAUGUGCACCUAAAGUCGGUGGAGGAUAUUCAGUGGCAGCCCAAUGCCAAUCAAAGCGACCAAAUAUUUGCCACGGCAUCUGCCGAUGGACAGAUCCGUAUUUUUGACCUGAGAAGCAACACCACUGGCCCGACCAUAACCAUUACUUCCCAGCCAAUUAACGACGUUAACUCAAUAUCCUGGAAUCCGCAUAAAUGCGAGAUGCUACUGAGCGGUGAAGAGAACGGAGGUGCAUUUGUUUGGGAUAUUAGGCAUGCAGAUGUCCCAUUGGCAACGCUUAUGUGGCACAAUAAGGCAAUUACAAGCGUGAGCUGGCACCCAGUAGAGCAAUCUGUGUGUGCGUGUGCCGCCAGGGACGAUUCCAUAAGCAUAUGGGACCUGUCGGUGGAGGCCGAAGCUAAGGAGGGCAAAAAGGGGAUUCCGGAGCAGUUGAUGUUCCUUCAUAUGGGCCAAACAGAGAUCACCGAACUGGCCUACCACCCUCUGAUCCCAGGCGUCAUCGUUUCGACUGCAUCAGACAGCCUCAACAUCUUCAAGUGUGCCAAUGUAUAA
Babesia microti strain RI is the source of this 1218-nucleotide messenger RNA. RefSeq names its product RRB1, GRWD1, ribosome assembly protein RRB1. The transcript has 8 exons. The record is from RefSeq and is a predicted model, not a curated record. Gene Ontology annotation, molecular function: protein binding. Lineage: Eukaryota; Apicomplexa; Aconoidasida; Piroplasmida; Babesiidae. The coding region runs from base 1 to 1218 and encodes 405 amino acids.